AUGGAUGGAAAACUUUCCGACUUUAACGAAAUGGCAGAGCACUUGCGAAACUUCGCAGGUAGAGCCCCCGAUAUGCCCGUGGAUGAGGGUUCCUCAAGAAGCACAAAUGAAGCCCAACUUACCACCAUCAGCUCAGCAUCAGACAAAGAAACACUCGAUCGAACCAUCAACGAAGUUGAACUCGAGCCCGCAGCAUCAAUCGAUAUCAUGCCUACCCUGCAAGCCCUCAAGGCACACGCGAUUGGCUUGUCAACCUGGUGCAACAAGAAGGAUAUUUCGAAAGGCGCAGCAUAUUUUCACUCUCCUUGA
Molecule: messenger RNA, 309 nt
Organism: Hyaloscypha bicolor E
Lineage: Eukaryota; Fungi; Ascomycota; Leotiomycetes; Helotiales; Hyaloscyphaceae
Exons: 1
Coding region: 1-309 (102 amino acids)
Source: RefSeq, a predicted model, not a curated record